AUGGCUUUUUAUUGUUCGACCACUUGGGGUUUGCUAUUCACACUUUUGCUUGAGGUGGUUGUAUGCAUCUCGGGUCGGGUUGGUCUAGGUUCAAGAUUAUAUGCUAAUGAUAAUCAAGUGUGGGCUUCUAAUAACAACACAUUUGCAUUCGGGUUUGCUCCAACGGAUUCGGGUUUACAAGAUGAUCGAUACCAAUUGGGAAUUUGGUUUGCUGAUCUUCCUGGAGAUCGUACUAUGGCUUGGUCUGCAUAUGUAAACUCUCCGGUCACAAAAGACGCAAUUCUGGAGCUCGACACAACCGGAAAUCUCGUGCUGACCGACGGCAAAACCACCGCAUGGACCUCAAACACCACCGGCGCCGACGUUGAAUCCGCCGAGUUACUAGAAAACGGCAACCUAGUUUUAUAUACCAGCGAUCAAAACGUAGCAUGGCAAAGCUUCGCUCACCCAUCGGACACCCUCUUGCCCGGCCAACCGUUGACUAUCUCCACGGAGUUGACUUCGUCGUGGCUACCUUCUCUCGCUGGCGGUUAUUACACUUUGAAAAUGCUACAAGAACCCACUUCACUAACCCUAGCCUUAACGUAUAACCUACCUGCAGAUCCUUACAACUUAUCAAUGGAAGCUCAAUCUAAUUAUUCAUACUGGGCAACACCUGAAUUCUCUAACGUCACCGGCGACGUUGUGGCGGUGCUGGACCAAGCCGGAAGUUUCGGGGUGGUUUACGGUGGAGAUUCCAUCGGAGCUGUGUACGUUUACAAAAAUGAUAACGACAAAGGCGAAUUAUCAGCUGCUAGUAAUAAAACAAACAGACCGUUAGUUCUCCGGCGACUAAUUCUAGAAACUAACGGUAAUCUCCGGUUAUACCGUUGGGACAACGACGUUAAUGGAUCCCGGCAGUGGGUGCCGGAAUGGGCCGCCGUUUCAAACCCGUGUGACAUCACCGGAGUUUGUGGAAACGGGAUAUGUAAUUUGGAUAGAACCAAAACAAAUGCUUCUUGCGAUUGCUUGCCGGGUUCUUCAACCGACGGGAAAGAUUUCCGGUGUAUGAUGAACUCAUCGUUCACCGGAAAUUGCAGGGUUCCAGUUUCCCAUGAGAACCGGACUUCCAACUUCAAAAUCCAAACAGUUAACCAAACAAACUACUAUUUUCAAGAAUCAGCAGUGAUAGCAAAUUACAGUGAUAUUCCGACGGUUUCCAAGUGUGGCGAUGCUUGUUUAUCCGACUGCGAAUGUGUUGCUUCUGUUUACGGGUUAAACCAAGAGACUCCAUAUUGUUGGGUUCUAAGGAACUUGCAGUUUGGUGGGUUCGAGGAUUCGGGUUCGACCAUGUUCGUUAAGGUUCAAUCGAACGGAUCUUUUAGCCGCGAUUUGAAAAACCAUACCGGAAUGAGUAGCAGCACUCGUGCGAAGGUUUUGGUUCUUCCCAUUGUAUUGAGCAUGUUUGUUCUAAUUGGACUUCUAUGUUCUCUAUUGUACAUCUAUGUUCAUAAAAGGAGAAGUUUAAAAAGAGCCCUCAACAGUUCACUAAUUGUCUCAGGAGCCCCUGUUAGUUUUAACUUUCGCGAUCUACAAAACCGGACGAAUCAUUUUUCAGAGCUCCUCGGAACAGGUGGAUUUGGGAGCGUGUACAAGGGAAGUUUAGGAGAUGGGACGUUAAUCGCAGUGAAAAAACUUGACCGGAUGUUGCCACAUGGAGAACGCGAAUUUGUAACAGAAGUGAAUACUAUUGGUUCAAUGCAUCACAUGAAUCUAGUUCGCUUAUGCGGGUAUUGCUCUGAAGGUUCACAAAGGCUUUUGGUGUACGAGUUCAUGAAAAAUGGAUCCUUAGACAAAUGGUUAUUUCCCUCGCAUAAAACUCGCGAGAGGUUAUUGGAGUGGCCGACUCGGUUUCAAAUAGCAGUUGGUACCGCACAAGGGAUUGCGUACUUUCAUGAGCAAUGCCGAAAUAGGAUAAUCCAUUGUGAUAUCAAGCCGGAGAACAUUCUUUUGGAUGAAAACUUUUGUCCAAAAGUUUCGGAUUUUGGAUUGGCUAAGUUGAUGGGGAGGGAGCAUUCGCAAGUUGUGACCAUGGUUCGUGGAACUAGAGGUUACCUGGCUCCCGAAUGGAUCAGUAAUCGUCCUGUAACGGUAAAAGCUGAUGUUUAUAGUUACGGAAUGCUCUUGUUAGAGAUAGUUGGUGGUCGGAGAAACCUUGAUAUGAGCUUCGACGCAGAUGAUUUCUUCUUCCCCGGAUGGGCUUUUAAGGGAAUGCAAAAUGGAGAUGCGAUGAAGGUGGCCGAUAGACGGCUAGAAGGGGCGGUGGAAGAAAACGAGGUUUUGAGAGCAUUGAAAGUAGGGUUUUGGUGCAUACAAGACGAUGUGAGCAUGCGACCUUCGAUGAGCGAGGUGGUUAUGAUGCUGGAAGGUUCGGUAGAGAUAAACGAGCCACCGAUGCCACAAUCUGUUUUGGAACUUAUCGAGGAAGGGUUAGACCAUGUUUACAAGGCAAUGAAACGAGAGAUUAAUCAAUUUAGCUCUUUCACCGUCACCAACAAGACAAGUCAACCUUCGUCUCGUGCAACCUGUAGUUAUUCUACAAUGUCACCUAGAUAA
Molecule: messenger RNA, 2595 nt
Organism: Cynara cardunculus var. scolymus (artichoke)
Lineage: Eukaryota; Viridiplantae; Streptophyta; Magnoliopsida; Asterales; Asteraceae
Product: G-type lectin S-receptor-like serine/threonine-protein kinase At5g24080
Exons: 5
Coding region: 1-2595 (864 amino acids)
Biological process (GO): recognition of pollen; protein phosphorylation
Molecular function (GO): protein serine/threonine kinase activity; ATP binding
Source: RefSeq, a predicted model, not a curated record